Messenger RNA from Panicum hallii, 2657 nucleotides. RefSeq names its product proline-rich receptor-like protein kinase PERK10. The transcript has 9 exons. NCBI's taxonomy places the organism in Eukaryota, Viridiplantae, Streptophyta, Magnoliopsida, Poales, Poaceae. The coding region runs from base 122 to 2398 and encodes 758 amino acids. Gene Ontology annotation, biological process: protein phosphorylation; cell surface receptor signaling pathway. Gene Ontology annotation, molecular function: protein kinase activity; ATP binding. The record is from RefSeq and is a predicted model, not a curated record.
UGAUGAUGGAACUGAACUGAAGACCGCCAACCACGCUUGGUCUAGGGCUAAGAGGAAGAGGUGAUCCGAAGAAACAAGAGGCCGGAGACAUCAAGCCAGGUUCUAUGGUACGGUUGCCCAGAUGGCCGAUCCUUUGUCCAUAGUGGACAACAUCAUCCAACUGGUGCUCGCGAUCAAGAAAGCCGUGGAAACUGUCCGUGAGAACAAGGACGAGUGCGAUGACAUUCAGCGCCGCGUGCUCAGGAUCAAGAUUCUGCUAUCGCUGCUUAGGAAGUCGGAGAUGAUGAAGCACCAGGCGAUGAGCGAUGCCCUGGAGGACCUCGGUAGUGCUCUGUCCCGUGCCCUCGAGGUCGUCAAAUCCUGCCAGGCGAGGAACAUCCUGUGCCGGUUCUGUGCGUCCGGGAAGCAGGCCAAGAAGUUGCGCCAGGUUAGGGGUGACAUAUCCGAGACGAUGAUGGUGGCCAUCUUUGCAACCAAUGUCGUCGUCUAUGUCGAGUCAGAAAGUCAUGAUGAUAGUGACGAAGAACCUGAUCUCCUCUCCGAACAUCUACCAGCAUCUCCUCCUCUCUCCAUUGUUGUUGGCGAGGAUCGACUUUCUCCUCCGCCUGCACAUGCAGCUCCUUCUACUACUUCCAUUGUUGUUGAUGUCUCUGAUUCUGAUCUACCUCCACGUUCGCCUGAACAGCAACUAUCCCCUCCUCCUCCAACAGUUGUACCCCCUGCUUUGUCCGAACACGUAAGUCCUCAUUUACCUAAACAACAGCAACAAAAAACAAAACACCCAUCACCACCUACUUCCCCUCCUCUUUCCAGACGUAAACCUCCUUAUCCACCUACAAAACCACCACCAUCACCACCACAUCCUCCUCUUGACAAAAUAGCUCCUCUUUCGAACCAUGUACCUCCUUAUCCACCUAAACAGCCACCAUGUCCUCCUCUUUCAGAACAUCUGCCUCCUCAUCCACCUACACAGCCACCACCUCCUCCUCCUGUAAAACUAACAUCUCCUCCUACCAAACAAUUACCUUCUCAUCCAGCCACACAACCACCGGUGACACCUACUCCCCAUCCCCCUACCGCAAAAAUUGGUCCUCCUCCUUCUGAAUAUCUACAUCCUCAUCCCAUAAUCACACAAUCACUACCUCCACCACCACCACCACUUUCUCCUUCCUCUCUUCUUCAUCCUUCUAUUCCUUUCACAACAACUCCUCAUCUUCCUGCGCAUCAACAUCAUCCUCAUACAUCCACACAUCUACCCUGCAGUUCACCCACACAGAGUACAAGCGAGGUUUUGGUCCCUGCUUCUAUCUCAUCAGCUGUUUCAACUGACGAUGUUAGUGAUAAAUCUGAAGAGAAAUAUGAGAGAAAAGAAGCACCAGCAAGAAGCAGCACGGUGUCUUCUCGCUUACCAGGCUUAACAAAGUUCAGUUUGUCAAACUUGAAGGCCGCUACACAUGAAUUUUCAAAUGGGAAAAUGAUUGGAUCAAGUGACUGUACUGUCUAUGAGGGUGAAUUGCAUGAUGGAGUCAUGGUUACUAUCAAGGAAUUUCGAAACCCACCUCGAAGUCUUGUGGCACGAUGGAGUGCUGAACUUCAUCUUGCCUCGAAGCUUCAAAGUUUUAAGGAUGCGGAGGCUCGAGGGAACAACAAGCAUAUAAUCAGAGUUCUGGGAUAUGGCCAUGAGUUCUUGUGGGGGCAUGAGUCUCUUGAACCUCAUUAUUUCCUAGUCGAAGAACACUUGCCAAACGGAAACAUGGGCGACAUUAUUUAUGGGUCUCAAUCUGUUAAUUGGUCCUCCCGCUUUCUGAUAAUUCAGGGAGUAGCCCAUGGCCUACAUUACCUACAUGAGCAAAACGUUGUCCAUAUGAACGUGAAACCAGCCAACAUCCUCUUGGAUUCUGAUAUGAAUCCAAAGCUAACUGAUUUUGGAAUAGCUAGAACGUUGAAGCAACCGGUGAUUGAAGACGACAACAUAGCAGGCACAGUGGGUUAUAUGCCUCCUGAAUAUAUCUUGGAAGGUGCUUUGUCGAUGAGGUACGAUGUGUACAGCUUUGGUGUAACCCUCCUUGAGACUAUUAGUGGCAUGUGCAGAGAUGCACCUGCUCGUCACCAUGCUUCAGUUCCAUGGGCCUGGAACGUGCGAGAAAGUAAACCAAUGGAGGAUCUAUUUGACCUGUCCUUGUACAAGGAAUCUCAGCUAACAGAGAUCAAGAGGUGCUUGGAGGUAGGACUACUAUGCACUCAAUUUGCGCCGGCCGAGCGUCCUACCAUGGCGGAAGUUCUUGACAUGCUCAAUGGCAAGAAACAGUUAGCAACCCCAAAGCAGCCGGGAUACAUCAAAGGAAGGGGCACAACUGCCGAAGAGGCCAGCCAUAGUAAGGCCAGAAGCGGGAGGUAGCAACACAUACACUUGACAUGUAGCAUAAUUGAUCUAUCAUACUCAUACAGUAGUUAUUUUCCAAAAAUCUACUGUGAAGCCGUAAAUACAAUUGAUUUGCUCGUAAGAAGAAUAUAAAAAACUGCAAGCGCGUGUGCGGAAGGCGUAAGUUGCAAAUACAAUUGAUUCGCUCGUAAGAAGUUGUAAAAAAAUGCUAAUUGUAUGUCUGAACAAUGUGUAAUAAGUGCUUCGACUCUUAGGCAACAUCUACUGAUCGAUG